AUUUGCCCGCCCUCCCCCUCGCCUUCGUCGCAAGUCCGGUCGCUGAGGGACAUCGACGAUGGAGUUGCAAGGGCGCAGCUGCAUCUCACUCCCACUGAUUCUAGCGACGUGGCUGCUGGUGGCGGCGGCGUUCAUCGGGCCGGCGGAAUGCAUCAGAAGAAAGCGCCAGUUACCCGGUGGCAGCGAGGACGGCAAAGGCGGAGGGGUGGAGCAGUUCAAGUACUCGGCCGCCGCUUGCCGGGCCCACACGGCGUCCCUGUCGGACUUCGGCGGAGUCGGCGACGGCGCCACCUCCAACACGGCGGCGUUCCAGGCUGCGGUUUCGCACCUCAGCCAGUUCGCCUCCGACGGCGGCGGGAUGCUCUUCGUCCCCGCCGGUCGGUGGCUCACCGGGCCCUUCAACCUCACCAGCUCCUUCACCCUCUUCCUCCACCGCGAUGCCGUCAUCCUCGCCACCCAGGUAAUCUCCCCGCCCACUCCUCCUCCUCAUACUUGAUACAUAGCAGAGAUG
Molecule: messenger RNA, 511 nt
Organism: Musa acuminata subsp. malaccensis (wild Malaysian banana)
Lineage: Eukaryota; Viridiplantae; Streptophyta; Magnoliopsida; Zingiberales; Musaceae
Source: RefSeq, a predicted model, not a curated record